Clupea harengus (Atlantic herring) is the source of this 1487-nucleotide messenger RNA. It is a transcript of the gene emp1a, whose product is annotated as epithelial membrane protein 1a. NCBI's taxonomy places the organism in Eukaryota, Metazoa, Chordata, Actinopteri, Clupeiformes, Clupeidae. The record is from RefSeq and is a predicted model, not a curated record. Gene Ontology annotation, cellular component: plasma membrane.
GUGUUUUUUUUUUUUCCUAAACAACGUUAUUAGCAUUAUUAAUAUUUAAAUGGCCAAUUAGGCUACACCACGUUAUAAAAUACCGUGUGUAGCUGGUAGACCAAUUCACUAUCUUAUAAAUAUACGUUUCAUCAAUACAUGUUUUAACCGCUGAGUGUCGCUCAUCAAUAAUAUCUAUCCACCCGGACAAACUUCUCCCUUUCAUGCAACGACUUGUGAUUGGUCCGAAUUUAUUUUAUUGCCACCCAGGCCUACCAAUAGACGAUCUCAGUCGGGUGCGAGAAGCAACGAUGCUGUCCACAGAGCUUUCUGACUGUGGGAGGGACGUAGAAUUUCAGGUAUCCUAGUUGUCCCGGGCAAUACCGAGCAAAUGCCGCAGCGACUAGACAUUUAGCCGAAGCGAAGACUUUGCAGACUGCCGACGAAUCACUGGGGACUAAUUAUCGCCUGCAGUAGAAAUAGUUUCAGUUGCCAGACUUCCUUAAUGUAACCAAUGCUGGGAUAAAGUAGUACAGACUAGUAGGGAUAUAUUGAGAAAGGUUAUGAUGCGAUCACAAUAACGGACUAAGUUGGUGUGGUUUUUGUGAUUUCAGUGCAUCAGACGUCAAUGAAAAAUGGAUGAAGGAGGAAUAUGGGGAUGAGGGGAAUUGCCUGAUCUGAGCAGCGCGAGAAGCCACAGAAAUACACCUGCCAGAUAAGGAAACCAUUUGUCGAAUUUGAGAAGUUCAGCAGUAUGGCCUAAUCUAAAUAGCCUAAUUGUUCCAGUCCACACUUCACUGAUCAAGUAACCUACUAAACAGUUGUUUUUUUUUAAUCGGGAAGCUUGUCGCCGUUGAUUUAGGCUUUUUUUUAGAUAAACAGAAUAGUAGGCUAACGAUCUGACGACAGAUGAACUUGACGGUCUGGCCAUGGGACGCGCAAGGACUUAGAAAAAUGAGUAUGUUAAAGGCCCUUGCUGGAAUAUGCUUCCUCCAUCUCACCACGAUUGUCCUCCUCUUCAUUGCCGUCAUUGACGAUGCAUGGUGGUUCACAAACAGCCUGUACUCGGACAUAUGGGGCCGCUGGGUGAUGGAGUUUGAUGAUGAGGUCUGGGUCUACACAGAUCUGCCCAGCUCCUAUCGGAGAGACUACCUAGGUGCGGUGCAGGCAUUUGCUAUACUGGCCUGCAUGUUCGUGGUCUUCUCCUUGUUCGCCUUCAUCUACCAGAUCUUCAUGCUGGACAAAGGGGAGAGGUUCACAAUCACCGGGGUGCUUCAGCUCGUCGCCUGCUUCUGUCUAAUGGUGGCCCUGGCUGUCUACACAGACCACUUCCACAGAGGGGAAAAGGAGGGCUGGUAUGGCUACUCCUACAUCCUGGCCUGGCUGGCCUGGCUCCUGUCCCUCCUCACCGGCGUGCUCUACAUCAUACUGAAGAAGAAGAUGGAGUAGAAAAAACACACACGCACACACACUCACAUACACACACACACACACACACACACACACAC